Messenger RNA from Penicillium daleae, 1329 nucleotides. RefSeq lists its product as uncharacterized. The transcript has 2 exons. The coding region runs from base 1 to 1329 and encodes 442 amino acids. The record is from RefSeq and is a predicted model, not a curated record. NCBI's taxonomy places the organism in Eukaryota, Fungi, Ascomycota, Eurotiomycetes, Eurotiales, Aspergillaceae.
AUGUCGGCACCCCCACUUUUCGCGCAGCUUUGUACUUCUCUAGGCUACGUCCAACAAUUAAACAUCACCAACAUUGAGAGCAAGCAUUGCUUCGGCAACUCCACUCUCAACUUCAACUGCGACAACUCACAAUGGUAUGCCGCACUCAACAUCUCCAGCGCCGUACAGCCUGGCAACACAACCCCGGGAGACGGCUGGUCCUACAUCGCGUCUGACGUGCUGUCUACCCUACUCCCCCUAUCCGACAAGCCUCUAAGCAUCGAGUGUCCUAUGCCUAUCUGUAUCUACGGCAUCACUGGCUUCUACUCCUCCUGGCAACGCUACCUGUUUAUCACUAACGUCGCCGUCGCCAUCGUCGCGGUUCCCCUGACUGUCCUACGCGGCGUCGCACAGAUCUACGUAACCAUCAUGGGCUUUAUCUCCGCGAUUAUGAUGUAUACUAUUAUCAGCCACGAGGCGACGCCGCAGACUAUCUUUGAUGCGGACUUCUUCCCCGCCUGCCAGUUCUUCUCGUGCUGCUGGAUACUCUGCAUCUGGUGGCUCCUCCUGCGGAAGGGCAUUAAGGGCACAGCAGUUCUCAUGGCCGGGAAUCGCGCUACGGGACCGCGCGAAUUUGUGCUGGACCCCUCCAGAGUGUCGGGGACCUUUCAGGAGCGCCUGCAGACAGUGAUGUUCUCCGCGGCCAUUCCUAUCGUGUGGAUUAUGGGGAUGUCGACCGUGACGGCCGUUGCAUAUGAUCUCAGCACACAGCUUAAUGUCCCCGCCGUUGUGGUUUCGUCUGCGUCGGAGUACCGUAUCACAAGCCCGUGUUACGCGGACGCUGGAGGAAUGAUAAACAUGUGGCAUGGUUCUCCUAACAAUGUCUUCCGCCAACAAAAUGAGCUUCAGCUCGUGGUGCCGCCGAUGCCGGCAGAGGUGACGGACAUCACAUCGGCUGGGAGUCUCGUGUCGCGGAGUUUGUCGAUUGCACGGCCGGUGAAGUGGUGGGAAUUUGCGACGCCUCUGUUUGUGGUUUCCGGGGGAGGUCUCAUUUGCGUCGUUGCAUUUAUGUUCCUCAACGAGAUAGAUUUAGGUGUCUUCCCGUCUAACUUAUUUCGGAUAAUUCUUGUUGGCUCGGGAAUUGCUUCCUUUGCCAUAAUCGAGAAGCGGAUCCUUGAGAACGGGAUACCGCAGGCCGAGGUAUUCAGACAGGUGGGUCAGUGGGCACCGUGGACAGCAUCUAUACUUGUUGGGAUUGGAACUGUGGUGUACAGGUUGUCGGGGCUUGAUGAGGGUGCUAGUGAUGACGAUGAGGAUUCUCGGAGAGGUUUGUUUGAUCUUGGCCUCUGA